Brugia malayi is the source of this 477-nucleotide messenger RNA. It is a transcript of the gene Bma-hlh-4, whose product is annotated as Helix-loop-helix DNA-binding domain containing protein. Gene Ontology annotation, biological process: regulation of transcription by RNA polymerase II; developmental process. The coding region runs from base 1 to 477 and encodes 158 amino acids. The record is from RefSeq and is a predicted model, not a curated record. Gene Ontology annotation, molecular function: protein dimerization activity; RNA polymerase II transcription regulatory region sequence-specific DNA binding; DNA-binding transcription factor activity, RNA polymerase II-specific. NCBI's taxonomy places the organism in Eukaryota, Metazoa, Nematoda, Chromadorea, Rhabditida, Onchocercidae. The transcript is spliced from 4 exons.
AUGCAUAUUGCGACCUCACUACAGUUUGGAAAAGGACCACGAAAGGUUUUGAAGCGUGCUUGGGAACGUCCACCGUUUAUGGUUGCAAAACGGAAUGCCCGAGAACGGACACGAGUUCAUGCUGUUAAUCAGGCCUUUGUUGCGUUGAAAUUUCAUCUCCCUGCAAUACGAUCCAAUGCAAAACGCGUAUCGAAAUUGAAAAUUCUGAGGGCAGCUAUUAAUUACAUUGCUGCGCUGACCGAUUUACUUCGCGGAAAUGCAGAUUUUUCGAAGCUUAAUGCGUCAAGUUACUACUGCGAUGAUAACAUAAAUGUCCCAUUUCGCUCUAGGCGAGAAAAUCAACUAUCAAAUAAGGAUAAUGUGAAGAGAGAAGAACUACAACAACGUCAACAAUGCAUCAUACCUCAAAACAUCUAUGAUACUACUCAAUGUUACAAUAAGCAGUAUUGGCUUGUUGACUAUUCUCUAUCAAAUUAA